This is a messenger RNA of Penicillium bovifimosum, 468 nucleotides long. Its product is annotated as EthD domain-containing protein. The transcript has 2 exons. The record is from RefSeq and is a predicted model, not a curated record. The coding region runs from base 1 to 468 and encodes 155 amino acids. Lineage: Eukaryota; Fungi; Ascomycota; Eurotiomycetes; Eurotiales; Aspergillaceae. Gene Ontology annotation, molecular function: oxidoreductase activity.
AUGGCCCCGCAACGCCUUCUAAAGCUGACCCUCGCCCACCAUCGGAACCCAGCUGCCUCCGAGGAAGAAUGCCACCACUUCAUCACAGAGGUGUAUAUCCCUAAAGCAGUGGCGAUUCAUCAACGCCAUAAGUUACAGGGCUAUAGCUACCACUUCUCCCCAACGCCAGUGCGGAAUGUAUUGAGCACCGCGUGCGAGCGUCUGCAAAACGGCUGGACAGUCGACACCCACGACGCGACCGUGGAGUUUUACUUCCGCGGCAUCGCGGACUUGGUGACUGUGUCCACCGACCCAGAUUUCAUUGCUCUGCAGGCAAUCGAAGCGCCUUAUAUCAGCAAGGAGGGUGUCGUCGCCCAACUUGGAUGGGUGGAAACCUACAUCGCGGAUCAGCAGGUGGUGAACUUGGUUGAUGGGAAGUCGCAGUAUCAGAGCUAUGAAGAGGCGUCUUCUAUUGAACUUACGCUGUGA